Messenger RNA from Miscanthus lutarioriparius, 1110 nucleotides. The record is from the annotation of a GenBank genome assembly. NCBI's taxonomy places the organism in Eukaryota, Viridiplantae, Streptophyta, Magnoliopsida, Poales, Poaceae.
AUGACCGGAGGAGCGAAGAGAGUCCUGCUGCUGUGCCUGUGCGUGGCCGUCGUGUUGGUGGCGCCCGGGAGUGGCGGCGUGGAGGCGAGGAAGCGAGGGAAGCAGUCCCUGGGGUUCUACGAGCUGCGGCGGGGCGAGUUCUCCAUGGUCGUCACCAACUGGGGCGCCACCAUCCUCGCCAUCGGGCUCCCCGACAAGAACGGGCACAUCGACGACGUCGUUCUUGGCUACAAGGACAUCGGGUCUUACGUGAACGACACGACCUACUUCGGCGCGCUGGUGGGGCGCGUGGCGAACCGGAUCGCCGGCGGGCGGUUCACCAUCAGGGACCGCGCCUACCACACGUACCGGAACGACGGCAACAACACGCUGCACGGCGGCCACCGCGGGUUCAACCAGGUGUUCUGGUCCGUGCGGGAGCGCGUCACGGGGGAGUUCCCGCACAUCACCUUCGCCUACCGCAGCUACGACGGCGAGCAGGGGUUCCCGGGGAACCUCGACGUGCUCGUCACCUACAAGAUCGACGGCGACUACUCGUACAGCGUCACCAUGUACGCGCGGCCGCUGGACAAGCCCACGCCCGUGAACCUGGCGCAGCACACGUACUGGAACCUCCGCGGCCACGGCAGCGGCGACGUCCUGGGCCACGCCGUCCAGAUCUUCGCGAACGCGGUGACGCCCGUGGGCGAGGACCUCAUCCCGACGGGCGCCGUCACCCCCGUCGCCGGCACGCCCUUCGACUUCCGCGCCCCGGCGGCUCCCGGCGCGCGCAUCGCGCAGGUCGAGGGCGGUGGCUACGACAUCAACUACGUGCUGGACGGCGAGACGGACGGGCAGGGCGUGCGCAAGGUGGCCGUCGUCAGCGAGGCCGACUCCGGCCGCGUCAUGGAGCUGUGGGGGAACCAGCCGGGCCUGCAGUUCUACACGGGCAACUUCCUCAAGGGCGACCAGGGCAAGGACGGCGCCGUCUACGCCAAGCACGGCGGGAUGUGCCUGGAGACGCAGGACUACCCGGACGCCGUGCACGAGCCGGGCUUCCCGGCCGAGGUCUACCGCCCUGGCCAGCUCUACAAGCACUACAUGCUCUACAAGUUCUCCAUCAACAAGUAG